Messenger RNA from Hydractinia symbiolongicarpus, 1128 nucleotides. RefSeq lists its product as uncharacterized. The record is from RefSeq and is a predicted model, not a curated record. Lineage: Eukaryota; Metazoa; Cnidaria; Hydrozoa; Anthoathecata; Hydractiniidae. The transcript has 4 exons. The coding region runs from base 1 to 1128 and encodes 375 amino acids.
AUGGACUUGUCAAAAGCAUUUGAUUCCAUAGAUCAUGGCCUUUUAAUCUCAAAAUUGGCUGCUUAUGGUUUUGAUAGAAAAAGUCUUUACCUUAUGAAAAGUUAUCUCUCUGGACGUUUUCAAAGAACCAAAAUCUGCAGUUCUUUUAGUGAGUUGCUCUCAAUUGUUUCCGGCGUUCCACAAGCCUGGUUUGAAAACAACCAAUUGGUUGCUAAUCCAGCAAAGUUUCAGAUGAUGUUUUUAGGUUGUCCACACAGUGAUACUUUAUCGCUAAGAAUAAACAAUAACUUCUUAGUCGCAUCGGAAUCUGUAAAAUUAUUAGGCAUUACUAUUGAUAGAUGUCUCACUUUUAAUGAGCACAUCUCUAAUCUAUGUAAAAAAGGAAAUAGCAAUGUCAGAUGUCUUUACAGAAUAAGACGAUUCAUUAGUUUUGAACAAUCAAAGUUAUUGCUUAAUUCUUAUAUUUUAUCAAUAUUUACCUAUUGUCCCAUUAUAUGGAUGUAUUGCAGUGCUGUGCAGUAUAAAUUAAUCAUUUCAACACACAAACGUGCAUUGAGAGCUGUAACAAAAGACUAUCAUUCCAGUUAUCAGGACUUGUUGGUAAAUUGUAACAGUGUGCAAAUUCACGAACUGCAUUUACGUAUAAUCUGCACAGAGAUUUAUAAAACAUUAACAGACGAAAAUUCGUCAUUUAUGCAGUCUUUUUACGCUAUAAGACGUAUCAGUUACAAUUUGCGCAGCAAAAAUAGUCUACUUUUACCAUCCACAAGUUCAACACGCUUUGGUACUAGAUCUUUUUUAUUUCGAAGUUGUUUGUUAUGGAACUCUUUGCCUGACAGAGUGAAGAGUUCUCUCUCCAUCAAGAGUUUUAAAAAGGAACUAAUCUCACUUAAUCUUUCAGAUCUCUGCACAUUUGGUCAAUGGGAAAAUGGGCAGAAUAAAGCACGGUACACAGAUUGGUGCAGCAUUUACGGUGACUCCCACUCACGCGGUUGGGUAAUCCUGACACCAGAAGCUGAUCGCUUUCCACCACAGGCGUGUAAUUUAGUGAGGACUUCGUAUAAGAACGCGAUAAGAUACGCUGGCAGAAACGGUUUGAAGGCCUCCAGAUGUAUGAUCAAGAUCUAG